CUUUAGAGUCAGAAGUUUGUUGUUGAUUUUCUUUCAUCUGAGUUUUGAUCAUUUUAUUUUUAACACUUGUUCAUCGAUCGACUAUUUCCUGUCAAUUCUUUCAGCGGAGUGACGUCAUGUCUCACGUCGUCCUGCUGGAUCUCGUGCACGGCUGCUGUCACACACGCGUUGCCGGCUCGUCCCCGGACUCGCGCGUGUUCGUGCUGUGCGGGAAACGUUACCGCGAGAAGGGACACGCGCUUCCGAGCUGGUGCGGGAGCGCGCAGGCGCUCGCUCGCGGCUCCACCGCGGAAAGUUUGUUCAGGUUCAAAGUGAUCGUGGACGAGCUGCGCGUCACCUCCGUGACCGUGCACACGAGCCCGCGGGGACUCGACGCGCUGCCUCGAUACCUGAAGCUGCUGUUCACGGCCGCGUACACGUUCCAGUACAGAGUGACGUCACAGGACAACCGCACCUGUCCGAGCUGCACAAGCUCCUCCCACACGGACUCACCUGGUGGAGGAGUCAAGGAAAGAGAAAAAGAGGAGGAGGAAGCAAAAGAAGGAGAAGAAGAAGAGUGGAAGUUUCUGCAGCAGCUUCCUGCUCUGAAGGGACAGAUCAGGGUUCUGACGUCAUCACUGAUCCCAGAUGUCUUCGGUCAUGGCUUCAGUACUCGUAGAGGGGGCGUGUCCUACAUCCCGACCCUGUCCUCCUUGAAUCUGUUCAGCAGCAGCAGGAGGCGGGACCCUGUCGCCAUGGUGAUGGAAAACAGACGCCGGUUGGGCCUCCACGCCGGGUUCCACCCACAGCCGCUUCGCCUGGUGCAGGUCAACCACGGCAGCGACGUUUGGGUCGUGGGCAAAGCUGAGCCCGAGAGUUACGACGGGAUGGUGACCAAUCAGACGGGGGUGGUGUUAGCAGCUCCGGGAGCCGACUGCAUGCCCGUCCUGUUUGCUGAUCCUGUGUCAAAGGUCAUCGGAGCCGCUCACGCAGGUUGGAAAGGAACGCUGAUGGGGGUUGCCAUGGCAACAGUGAAGGCCAUGGUAACGGAGUUCGGUUGUCAGGUGAGCGACAUCAUGGUGGCGGUGGGACCGUCUGUGGGGGAGUGUUGCUUCACCCUGAAGAGGCAGCAGGCGCUGGACUUCAUCAGCAUCCAUCCCGAAUGUGUCCCUGACCCGGGGUCGGACAGACCACACGUCAACAUCCGCCUCGCCAACAGGUGCGAACUGACUGAAUCUCCUAAAGCUGAAUCCCCAAAACCUGAAUCCCCAAAAGCCGAAUCCCCAAAAGCCGAAUCCCCAAAGACCGAGAAGCCUGACGCUCCCAAGCCUGCUGAAGAGAAAUCAGAGAAAAAGAGCGACUCAACAGAAGACAAAAAGAUAGAAAAGAAGGAUGUUGCCAUGAACGGCGACUUAGACAAGAGCCCGGAAGAGGAAACGAAGGACGAGGCCAAGGAAGACGACGUGAUAGCUAACGGCGUGGACGACGGCCCCGGAAAGGAUGAUGCCAGCCAGAAGGUGGUGAUUACCAAGACCGUGGAGACAAUCACCACUGGUGAGGACGGCUCCAAGCACGUCACCAAGUCCAUCACUGUGACCGAGACAGUGAAGGAGGUAGAAGAGAUGGUGCAGGAGAAGGUGGUGGCCACCAAGAAGACGGAGAAGCACUCCACGCAAUCGGUCAAGGAAGUGACCGAGGGCAACUGA
Messenger RNA from Paralichthys olivaceus (Japanese flounder), 1685 nucleotides. Lineage: Eukaryota; Metazoa; Chordata; Actinopteri; Pleuronectiformes; Paralichthyidae. The record is from RefSeq and is a predicted model, not a curated record.